GUGCGGAUGCUGCUUCUACGUCAGCGCGUCGGAGUCCUCUUACUUUUUUGGGAGAUUGGUGGCUGCUAAACUAAAAUACGGAGGAACAAGAGGGGGUUUGAAUGUUGGUGGGCCUCGCCGCUCCUCCUCCACCUCUUCGUAGACGCCGACAAGAGUCCAUCGCCCGGACGGCCAGUGACCGCGGUCGGUGCCGAGCCAGCGAAGCGGGAGCCAUGCCUGUCCCCGCCGGAUACCUCAGCGAGUCCCCCGCCGCGGCCUUCGCAUCCUCGGCCUCGCUUAUCCCGCCGCCGCCGAUAAACACGCAGCAGCCCGGUGUCGUCACCUCGCUGCUGUACAGCGGCUCCAAGUUCAGGGGCCACCAGAAGAGCAAAGGGAACUCGUACGACGUGGAGGUCGUGUUGCAGCAUGUCACCAUGGAGGAUUCCUACCUGUGUGGCUACCUGAAGAUAAAGGGACUGACUGAGGAAUACCCAACUCUGACCACGUUCUUCGCUGGAGAGAUCAUCAGCAGGAAGCGGCCGUUUCUCACUCGGAAGUGGGACGCAGAUGAAGAUGUGGAUCGUAAGCACUGGGGCAAGUUCCAGGCCUUCUACCAGUAUGCAAAGACGUUCAACUCUGACGAUUUCGACUACGAGGAUCUGAAGAACUCUGACUUCAUUUUCAUGAGGUGGAAGGAGCAGUUCCUGGUCCCAGACCAUACAAUCAAAGACAUCAGCGGCGCGUCCUUUGCUGGAUUCUACUACAUUUGCUUCCAGAAAUCCACAGCAACGAUUGAGGGCUACUACUACCACAGGAGCUCUGAAUGGUACCAGUCUCUAAACCUCACACAUGUUCCUGAGCACAGCGCAGCCAUCUACGAGUUCCGGUGACCCCGGCCGGCAUUGUGGAUCCUUAAUUUUUGUUUAUUCGUUUUGUUUUGUGUUUUUUUUUUUUUUUUGUGGGAUGGACUAAGACUCGAGGCAAAGCCAAGUUCUGCAAAUGCUACUGAGGAGGAAAAGCAGAACAACUGAGGAUGAGAAAGAAGUUGGGCUUUGGCAAAGUGCUCGCAUGUUCUCAAACAGCGGACGGACAGCUGAUCUAUCGGUGAAGGGACAGCACAAAUGAAUGUAUGCAUGGAUGAGACGAGACGGAGGAGCAGUCGUGCUCCCUGGCCGGAGCUUGUGAAGUUCGAACCAACAGCAGAGACUGGGUGUGGGUCAUAUCGUGAACCAUUUGUUUUUAAUGUCUGGUUUUAAAAAGACGCUUUGAAAGCUAUCUCGAUGGUUUUGCAACACGAAACGUUUUCAGCAUUCGUCCAGCAGAUGCAGAAUGAUCAACAUGAACACGUUUGACUGCCGUCGGACAAGGAUUCCUCCGAGGAGUUCGCUUUUAUACACACAAUCCCUAAAGAAGAGAAACACCUCGUCAGUUUCGGUUUAUGUUCGGAGCUCUUCAGGUUUUAGGAAUGGAGCUUUAAUCUGCACAUAAGCUUAACAGUAUUUUGUUUGUUCGUUUUUGUUGUUGUUUUUUUGCCUGCCAAGAGGAUGGAUGCAGAGCGGCAGAUGAUACGCGAAAUAAGCAUUUCCCCCUGUGUUCAUAAAACUUGCUUGGGAGAUUAUUAUCACAUGUGAUUGCCGUGGAUCGUGAUCUAUUGAACAACGUUUGCACAAAGACGGACUACAUACAACUAUAUGCCCCAGUAAUACAAGCUCCAAGGACCGGGUGGCAGCUCAAGCUCUCCGACUAGUUUUUCAAUCACAUUUAACGUCUUCAAGAAGAAAGUAUUUUUACCCUGCACUCUGCAUUAAACAAAGAGCUUUUUACUCCUUAUGUGUCAUUUUAAAUUAAGAUCCCCACUAUCCCUACAUUUACAUGUCUCCUCGACUAUGCAACACUUUCAACGUGGCACUCUCCGGACGUGAAACCUUCAGUUUUCAGAGACAGAAUUAUAUUCUAUCGUUAAGAGUAUAUGAAAAUGUUAAAAAAAAAAAAUUGAAAAGGAAAGAAAACUAUCUUCAUGAAAAGAGGUAUUUUUGUUAAAUUGCCUAUGAAAACUCUCUUCCCUCAUCAUAUUCCCUUCCCAUGUGAUGGUGCCAUCUUUUUAAAUGUUAUCAGAGUUGUAUUAUAACAGAUCAAAAGUGUGUUUGAGAAAAAGUCUGGUUUUGAUUGAUGGUGUGUGACUGUAAAAGAAUGGAUUGCAGAUUUGAAAAAAAAAAAAGUAUCAAAAACUCUU
Messenger RNA from Scophthalmus maximus (turbot), 2212 nucleotides. Its product is annotated as glucose-induced degradation protein 4 homolog. Gene Ontology annotation, biological process: protein targeting to vacuole; proteasome-mediated ubiquitin-dependent protein catabolic process; negative regulation of gluconeogenesis. Gene Ontology annotation, cellular component: GID complex; extrinsic component of membrane. The coding region runs from base 102 to 869 and encodes 255 amino acids. The transcript is spliced from 6 exons. The record is from RefSeq and is a predicted model, not a curated record. NCBI's taxonomy places the organism in Eukaryota, Metazoa, Chordata, Actinopteri, Pleuronectiformes, Scophthalmidae.